UUUGACUCUAUGGCUUUGGCAGUAAACAAACAUCGUGCUGGUGGCUCCUGGCUGGCUGCUUCAGAGUAGUCAAGAAAUAUUUAACUUUUAACAGGCGUUCUGCUUCAAACACAGCAAUAUGUCGAUAGAAAUUGAAUCGGCGGAUGUUAUCCGUCUGAUCCAGCAGUAUCUCAAGGAAAACAACCUUGGGAGAACUUUGCGUGCACUGCAGGAAGAGACUUCAAUCACUCUGAAUACUGUAGAUUCUGUUGAAAGCUUCAUGGCAGAUAUAAACCAAGGGCAUUGGGAUACUGUGCUCAAGGCUAUCCAGACUCUUAAACUUCCUGACAAGAAACUUAUUGAUUUAUAUGAGCAGGUUGUUCUGGAACUAAUUGAACUGCGAGAGCUGGGAGCUGCAAAGUCUGUUCUCCGUAAUACUGAUCCCCUCAUUAUGCUGAAACAGACUGUACCUGAAAGGUAUGUUCAUCUUGAAAACUUGAUUGCACGUUCCUACUUUGAUCCUCGUGAGGCCUACCCAGAAGGUGUAACAAAAGAGCGUCGCAGGGCAGCUAUUGCAGCUGCGCUAGCAGGCGAGGUGUCAGUGGUACCACCGUCACGUUUGUUGGCUCUUUUGGGACAAGCUUUGAAGUGGCAGCAACACCAAGGACUAUUGCCCCCUGGCACCCAGAUUGAUUUGUUCCGAGGUAAGGCAGCCAUGAGAGAACAGGAAGAUGAGAAGGUUCCUACCCAGCAAGCACGCUUCAUACGCUUCCCUCAGAAAGCCCAUGUUGAAAGUGCACAUUUCAGCCCUGAUGGACAGUACCUUGUCACUGGAAGUUUUGAUGGCAUCAUAGAAGUGUGGAACUUUACAACUGGUAAGAUCCGUAAAGAUUUGAAAUACCAGGAGAAAGAUUCGUAUAUGAUGAUGGAGGCAGCAGUGUUAAGUCUGGCCUUCAGCAGGGACUCAGAGAUGUUGGCAAGUGGUUCACAAGGAGGACAAGUUAAGGUCUGGAGAGUGAACACUGGCCAGUGUUUGCGAAAAGUAGAACGAGCACAUUCUGAAGGUGUAACGUCUCUUGCAUUUAACAAAGACAACAGUCAAGUAAUGUCCACAUCCUUUGACAACACUCUUAGAAUACAUGGGCUGAAAUCUGGCAAGACAUUGAAAGAGUUCCGUGGUCACUCAUCAUUUGUGAACCAAGCUACCUUCACUCAAGAUGGCCAUAACAUUAUCAGUGCGUCUUCUGAUGGAACUGUGAAGGUGUGGUCAGUCAAGACAACGGAGUGCAUUGCUACAUUCAAAUCACUAGCUGGUGUGACUUCUGUAGAUCUUCCUGUGUAUUCAGUCCACAUUCUCCCCAAGAAUCCUGAUCAUAUUGUGGUGUGCAAUCGCUCCAAUACUGUAACUAUUAUGAACAUGCAGGGUCAAACCGUACGGUCUCUAUCUUCGGGUAAAAGAGAAGGUGGUGACUUUGUGGCUUGUGUAGUGUCACCCAGAGGGGAGUGGAUCUUCUGUGUUGGUGAGGAUCACGUGUUAUACUGCUUCUCCACCUCCACAGGCAAACUGGAGAGAACACUCAAUGUUCACGAGCAGUCUGUGAUUGGGAUGACCCACCACCCGCACCAGAAUCUACUGGCUACAUACAGUGAAGAGGGUCUACUAAAACUGUGGAAGCCUUAAGUUAAGAAAUAAAUCAUUGAUGAUAUUUCUCCUCUCAAUACAAAUGUUUGUACCAUAGAAGCAUAUAAGGGAUACGGUAUGUAGUAUAAAUAACUGCAAAAUAUAUCCCAUAAUCCAGCUUCAAAUUUUUUUAUACUUACCCAGUGCAGUACAGUAAAGUACAGAUUCCAAAGAAUGAAUGUGAAUUUUACACAAGUCCUGACUCACUUAAUUUCAAGAAUCAACUGUAUGAGCUCAUUAAAGGAACAGGGUAAACAUUUGCCACAAACAUGGGUAGCAUGUUUGACAAGUUUGUUAAAGUAAGAUUUGCCAUUACAUAAUAUUAGUCCUCGAAUAAUUGGAAAAUUUGAUGAAGGAAAUUAGAGUGAGUUAGAAAAGCAGAACCAGUUGUACUUUCCCUCAAGAACAGUAGGUUUUUGAUGAAUGCCUUUUGGUCUGAGCUAGGUUAGGUUAUUAACCUUCUGGCAUUAUUUUAUUCAAUUAUUGCAUUUAAUAUGAGAAUUUGUUGUCAAUACCCAUUUGUUGAGAAGGUUUUGUAAUAAUUUACAUCUGUAGAAUAUGUAACACUUUACUUACUGCAGGAUGAGUUUACUUUAUAUAGGUUAAUUUUAAUAAUAUCUUUUAAGUAGAAUACUUCAGGGUUUAAAAUCAAGAUCUUUGUUGCAAAUUUGAAUAGAACUUUGGUGAAUAUUUGUGAUAAUUUGUGUGUGUGCACUUGGGUCAUCAUUCAUAAAACUAUAAGAUCUAAUUAUCCAUGGCUUGGAUAAUUAAUUUAAUGAUUAAGGAGUCAAGAAGUCAGUGGUGAAUUUUAAGAAAUUUUCAUCUCUGUUUACAUGGAUAUGUCCUUUGGACACUAGAUAGGUAUCUGGCAAGACGGAUAAAAGAUAAAAUAAGAGUACAAAGUUAA
Messenger RNA from Homarus americanus (American lobster), 2567 nucleotides. It is a transcript of the gene Smu1, whose product is annotated as WD40 repeat-containing protein SMU1-like. Bases 119 to 1660 code for a protein of 513 amino acids. Gene Ontology annotation, cellular component: precatalytic spliceosome. NCBI's taxonomy places the organism in Eukaryota, Metazoa, Arthropoda, Malacostraca, Decapoda, Nephropidae. The transcript has 11 exons. Gene Ontology annotation, biological process: mRNA splicing, via spliceosome. Gene Ontology annotation, molecular function: protein binding. The record is from RefSeq and is a predicted model, not a curated record.